Porites lobata is the source of this 8205-nucleotide messenger RNA. The record is from the annotation of a GenBank genome assembly. NCBI's taxonomy places the organism in Eukaryota, Metazoa, Cnidaria, Anthozoa, Scleractinia, Poritidae.
GAAACAUUUGCAUCGAAUAUUAAUAAAUAUUUUACUCAACCCGCCUCGAAUAGCCUUUGCUAUUUGCGGGUUGUUUGCUUGUGUUGUUUUAAUCACGAAAGACAAGUCGAUUAUCCCAAGACGGAAAACACCAGCUCUUGAAACGUUAAAAGAAGCAAGUUGAAAGUAGCAACAUAAUGAUAUGUUAAUGCCGCGUAACCAACAAGAACAAGCAAGGUUAAUUUCUGGUGAGUAUGCUUUCAUUGUUUGCACCUUCGCCUUCAAGUAGUAUGGGCUUAUAAUCCGAUCUGGCACACUGGCGACGGUUCAGUAAAUUUUAUGUCUUAAUUACGGGAGCGAAAACCCAUCAAAAAAAGGGUAUUCUCGCUGAAAGUUUUAAUUUUAUAUUUGUUAAGGAAUAGAUAAAAAUAAUUUGUAGACUAACCCUGCGACUAUGUCCCUGACUCAAGCCAAUGUUUACACCGGAGAUAUAAAAUAUCAUUCCAAAUAGAAGCAAAGAGCAGUCAAGUCUAACAAAAUGGUAAAAUGUCUCCCUCUAUUUUUUUCAAUAUAUCCCAUCCGUUCACAUUAACCCUGACAAAUUUUGGGCACACUUGCUUUGGCUAACAGGCUUCGCAAUAUUUUUUUCGUGUACGGAGACUGAUUGAUUUUUUUUAUUUAUUCGUGAUUCGCAAUCCUGUAAUUUUUACGUGAGUGUGAAAGAAUAUUUUUCAUAGUUCGUGCAGCGUGAAAUUGGCCGUUUAUAUUCCGUUAAUUUAUUUUGCAGAAAAAUAUGUGGGACCAUGAUUGCAAACUAGCUAUGGGAAACAACCAUUUCACCCAAUAAACAUUAUCCAUUUCGGACCAGAGGCCAUUUUCAGACCUGUUUAUGUAGCCAUUUAAUUUUCGUCCUCUUCCCAACACGGGUUUUCAUGCAGUAGGAUAGUUUUUUUUUUCCUGUUUUUGCAUCUGUCUUAUUUAUGUCUUUAACACGGAAGUAGCAGCACCCGCGUUGUCAGCGUAAUAAGAAGAUUGUCUCACACUGGAUCGGAUCACUCGUGCUAGUAUUCCAUUAUUUCUGAACCGCUAAAUGGCGACAAAUCGUUAAAAUUCGAAGACCACAUAUAAACUAGUAAUUUAGGUUCGUUUGCUUUUUGACGGUAGCGUCAUGAAAUGAGACCGAAAGAAAAGUCAGUUUUUUACCGCUAGCUAGUUUUGCUGCAUAUAUUUACGCGAGCGAAUAAUAAUAUUUAGGUUGGGCCAUCUCCGCAAAGGCUCUUCGUGGCUUUUGAAACUAAAAAUGUCCCUAGAAAUAAAUUAAUACUAGCAACCAUGUAACGAAAUUUAUUCGUCGCCAAAUUUAUUCACACCUAUGCCUCGAUUAGACUUGUUUCUUUGAUUCUACUUUAAAACUGUUUGGUUUUCUGCGGGUGGCUGACAUGGGCAACGCUGUUAACUGAUGAUCAAUAGGAUGAGACUGGGAUCCCUUAAAGAGACGAAUGUUUUUCUCGGGUUUUAAUUUAAUCAUUCUUAAACAGACGGGUUUUCCCUAUUGACAUAUAUAAAAUAAAGCACUACUUGAAAGCUGUGAAUGGUAUAAUUAGUUAUGUGUGCAUUUGCCUAGCAUUUUGCGAGAGGUUGAUUAUGAUCAUGAAUGUACUCAUAAUCAGUUUUCGUUUAAAAUAUUUAAUAGAAGACAGAGGGUAUUUGAAGAUUUAUUGCCUGGAGAGUCUUCUAAAUAGGAGAGAAUCUUUAAUCAGUUUUAGUUAUUUGCUUUGUUUUGUUUAAUUAAGAGUAGCAAACUCUGAGCUAAAUUAAAAAGUGCAAAUUUAUUGUCUGUGGGGAAUGCUACUAGAAAGCUAAAUCGGAGAAGGAGAUCGAACAUUGGUUGCUCUUACAGAUCUGUAUUAGUCAUAAGGGGGAAAGAAUUGCUCAGAUUUUUUCUAGGUCAAAACUUUGCAAAAGAUUCAGAUUCAGAAAAAGGCUGAGAAAACAGUUAUGUAGAUCACGUUCUUAAUGAAGCGCACAAUGAAGGAACAAUGAAGUUGCAUUAAGGUAUCAUCCAGGGUAAAAAAGCAUCGUUUUUCUAAAUUUGCAAUUUUUAGAUGAUUAAAUAGAGCUCAUCAAGAGCUUUCUUGUAAAAAAAAAUUCCAGGAAAAAAUGUUUUUUCUGUGCAGACUUGUGGAGUGCAAAAGUUUUUUCUAUGCUAAUUAUUUUAAUUGAUCGUUGACAAGUCCUGUCAAACUUGAUACGCGUGCCGCUGUGUUGAACCAAGCUAAUCACGCAAUUUAACAGAAAUCGUGGUUUACAAGUAUAGUGCUCACUGUUUUUCCUUGAAGUUUGAAAGUGAAUGCCUCCAAACAAGAAAAAAGAGCUUGUCCGUUUUCGUCCUCGACUCCAAGACGAAAGAAGACAACAAAAUCGUUUUACCGCCAAAGAGUGGGCGUCGAAAUUAGCAGAGAGCGACAAGGGCUCCUACUACAAUCAAGAAAAAUGGCUAAAAGAUGACAAAGCUUCUGAAAAACCCAUUGAAACUACCGCGAAAUCGAGUUUCACGAGUUCGCUAGCGAGCAGAGCGAGCUUUUUAGGCCGCGAAGAGGCCGAAGUACUGUUUUGAAAGUCUAUUGUAGUGGAAAAGAAGCUUUAAGAAAAACUCCAGGAAGCGGUUUGUGGUCGAUUUUUCCAGGGAAGUAUCGAACUUUGAAAAAAUGUAUCGAGUAAAAGUCGGCUUGGCUCAACUUGGCUUGACCGGUGCGAAAAUGAAAACUGCCCGUUGCAAAUAAGUAAUGACGCUUUCUCGACAACAGAAAGGAUCGAACAGAGCAGAGCCUUUGAAAUAAAUUGUUCAUCUGUUGUCGGGUUUCGCUUUCAACUUUUCCUGCUGUGUCACUAUUGUUGUCCCUUCUCUGGUAUGCAUCAGCAUUGACAGCUUUGGUGUUAUAAUCUGUUGUAAUCUCGUCACGGGUAAUACGCGGCCAAAAAUCUUUUCUCACUGUUCUCUCGAAAGGGAAAUCAGGGCAAGUUGAGGGUACGUUUUAAACUCCAAGUCGCCAACCCGUGAACCAAUUUGUUUGAAAUUUGGCGAACUUACUGUCAGAUAGUUUUUCUAAAAAACUGUGCCUGCGAAUUUUGAUUUCUUUUUUCGUUUUUGAGUUAGACUAUUUUUUCACAUGUAGUGCUAAUGAUUUGCUAUCCCUAACUUCACCUGCUUAUAACAACAGAACAAACGCACUUGACAAAAAUCAGUGACACGGUUUUUUAGUCAAACGUCUUAAGAAGCGAAUGCGAUCUUAAUUGGCUUCUUCCAUCUAUUUUUGGCUGGACUGGACUUAAAUUUACAGUGACACCCACUUUCACAAAAAGCUUCUCAUUUCUAAAUCGCGUUAAUAUUUUGACAUUUUAAAAGACAAUAAUCUGGAACUAUUAAGCUUUCAGAAAUUGUACGGUUUAUGGCGGUAUUUGUUAAAAGCGAAAGCGCUUUCGCCGAUCAACGCGAGGAGGGUGCUUGAGGGUGGAUGAUACCUUAAUAUACAUUAGGAUUAUAUAUUACAACUGUAAACGUUUUCAUACACACCGUUAAUCCAUUUGUAAAAAAAUUGAAACAAACAAUGGCACACUUUAUAAGUAAGCUGUUACACAAAAGCUCAAGUUUAAAAUGAUCGACUUUAUACUAUCAAUUUGAGUCUUGAUAUUUCUAGUUGUUAGCUCUAUUUUCUUCUGCUUUGUUUAGCAGAAUAGAAAAUAUUUCCAUUUUAAGUUUUAAAACAAACAACACAAUAAUUUUUGAAGUGGGCAAUAGCCAACUGGUUGGCUUGAAGUGUGUGACAUUUACAGCUUAUAAACAUCAAAUCAACCUAAAAAACAUGAUAAGUCAACUGAAAAUAUAUUUCUUUUCAAAACCCAUAUAGAAUUUAACAAAAAUACAAAGUUUUAGUGGGAUCUGAUUUACUGUGGUUCAAAGUAAGAUAAAAGGAAUAAAAAUGUUCAAAGUCGGGAGUUUUACCAGAUGAAUACAUGGUGCAGUUCCCACGCGGUUCCUCAAGGCGCUAUGGCUGAUUCAAAUAAUGAUUAAUUCACCCUUUUAUAGCUAGCCUUCAAAAUUAAAUUUUUGUAUUUAGAUAAAUCUCUCUCUACAAUUUUUAUAUUUUCCUUCGUUUGUUCCGUCGUCGUAUUCUUCUUAUUUUGAACUUACAACUGGUACGCCAUACAACCGUAAAUUGCAUACGUGUUACUUGUAACGUUCUUUAGUAGAAGAUAUGCGUUGGGCUAGAUUUUAAACACUCGAAACACCUGCAGCCUUCUAAUAAUUAAUUCGUUUGGUCUUGGCAAGGGAAAGGUAAUGAUACCCCAUCCUGCUAAUCUCUUAGUAUAAAUGAUUUAUCCCUCAAUUAUCGCCCCAUGUAAGGGAAGACAUUCUUGGAUUCUGGAUUUGACACUGUUUCGAUUUCGGAUGACACAUUUUUAUUAUUUUUUUAAUGCACUGGUCAGAUCUAGGAGAGCAACUACGUCAGUGCAAUGCCUAUUAAUCCUCCGAGGCAGUAUGUCUUUGUUUUGGCUGUUGAAGUCAGUCUGCACUUGUUGCAAAUUAUACGUCUAGCAAGCACAGGAGACGCCUGUAUGACGUACUAUUUCACCCGAGGAAAAGACAUGAUUGAAAACCACGUCCUUCGAGGUCACGUGAUCGCCAACCUUACAGCUCCAGAGCCUUUAUUCUGCUUUAAAGCCUGCCGAUUGGAGUGUCGGUGUAUCUCGUUCAACUUUAAACAAAGCACACACCAGGAUAACUGCCAGCUGAACGAAGAAAACAGAUAUACUAGCUUCGGUGCUUUGGAAUUUGCGGAGGGAUGGCAAUACUACGAUCUGGUUAUUGAGUACAGCAUAAGAGUAAGGGAACAUGUACUUCUACCACAACCCUUUUCAGGACCCAUAAAUGACGCUCAUUCAUGACUUUUGAUGACAUUCCCCAGUUUUUAUUCGCAUGAUGAACAUGACUGAUGGUUUUGUAAAAGGUUUUACUUUUCUUUUCGAAUUAGCAUAACUCAUUCAAACUUGAGAAACUUUGUGCCACUUUGUAAAUCCCGACUUAUACCGCUCGAUGACUGAAUAGUUCACGCAUUUCAAUUUUCCUGGUACAGAGCAAUAAAGGGUACAAAAGUUAGAGAGCCAUACCAUAUCAUGUGUAAGUAGAUCAGGCUCUUAAAAUAAUUAUCCAUCUCCACCGGUUUGGAGCUGCUCCUGAAUUAAUCCCUUCCAGGAUUUUCAUCAAGUUUCCUGCAGGGAUUUCCCGCAAGAUUCUCAGAAAGAUCCCUGCCAGGAUUUCCGUCAAGAUUCAAACUUUUGACAUGAAUCUCAGAUAUAUUUGAGGCCACCUUUGUCAAAUCUUUGACCUGAGCGUUGGAUAAAUUUGACGACACUUCUAGCAAGAUUUUGACUUUAAUAUCAUAGGUGACGAAUUACUCCUUAAUUUUGGCACGAAAUUUCAGCGUUAAUUUGUAAUUUCACAUGGCAACCCUUCCGUACGUCUCAGUGUCAAGAUGGCGACGAAGUUUUAAAAUACCGUGAAUGAAGAUAUCAGGGCACAAAAAGACGCUUUAGAAAACCUGAACACACAAGAGAACAUCAAGAAGGAUUCUAACAGGUAUUUUUCCGAAAAAGUCCGAAAAAUUCUGAACUUUAUAAGCCAAAUUUAAGGUCUAAACAUUUGAGAGAGCGGAGUUCUCGAUCGAUACGAUCCAGGAUAAACAUUUCAAAAAUCCAAGACUGCUAACUUAACUCGUCACCCAUGAUAUUACUAGGUAAUCAAAUGGUAUACUUGUGAAAUUAGGGAAUAAUUUCACUUGCAUUUUGUCCAAAUCCUAAUAAUUUCCCUCGCAUAAAGGCUCGGGAAAUUAUUAGGAUUUGGACAAAACGCGCGUGAAAUUAUUCUCUAAUUUCACUCGUCAUUAUUUGAUUACACAUACUAAUCUCAGACAUUAUUUUACCCGCAACUUUGCGUACCUUUGGCUUAAAUUUCAGACAUAUUUGGCGACAUCUUUGAUAGGGGCACAAAUGCUAAUCAAACAACACCCUUCAAAGGUGAGGUGUAAAGGCGUGACAAAGGCGCGCUAAAUCGCCUGAAGACCAUUAUUUGUCGCGCGUCAAAGGUGUGCAAAUGUGGUCUUUAUCGAUCCUCUGUAAAUCCAUUAUUUCGUCUCGUGGAAGUUGAGCUAAGUAGACCCAUAACUAACUCGACCCUAAGAUCGACGAAGAUGUGAUGUUUUUUGUGCUCACUGGGUCUAAUAAUUUUCUUGAAUUUCUUUUCAGCCCAAUGCUCCCGCCGUUGGCUGUCAGAACGGCUGCUGUGAAAGCAAUCCUUGUCUUAACGGGGGAACGUGUCACGAAACUUGUGACGUCAUCGGCAAACGUUUCAAUUGUGAAUGCGGUCCGCACUCUUAUGGAAAGCUCUGUGAAGCUAGUAAGAGACCUUAUUUUAUUAUUAAAAUGAUAUGAUUUUCUAUCCAGCAAUGAAAUACAGGGAGAACUGAUCAUGAGACGAGCUUUUGAUUUAGAGAUUUCUUGGAUCGUUUGGGUGGACAAGAGUAAGCUUUAAUAGACCUAUUUACCGAUACGGCGGCCAAAUUGAAUUAAUUCGAUUUAAGGAGUAUUAUAGGAUACCCAGGGGGCAUGAGCAUAUUUCGUUUGUAUUUUCGAGCACUUUUCGGGACAGUUGUUCGUAAAGUUUUCUUACAAGAAGAUUGUAAUGGGAAAAAAGAUCCUUGUGCCGUGUUUGAAUACAAUAAUGAUCGCCUUUUUCCCGAGAAAUAUACAAUGAAAGACCAUAUUUCUAAUACUAAACUGGAAAAAGGCGAUAAUUAUUACAUCCAAACACGGCACAAGGAUCUUUUUUCCAUUACAAUCUUAUUCUAGGAAAACUUUAAGAAAAAAUGUCCCGAAAAGCGCUCGAAAAUACAAACGAAAUGUGCUCAUACCCCCUGGGCAUCCUAUAAUCCUCCUUGAAUCGAAUUAAUUCACUAUGGCCGCCGUAUCGGUGAAAAGGACUAUUGGUCGAAGGCAACCAAAGACAACCGUUAAUUAAGCAAUCGUUGUUAAUCUGUGCGUUCUUCUUCCAUCCAAACAACUCAGAAACUUUAUGUUGAGAGUUUGUACCAUUCUCCCUUUUGUUUACGUAUAGUGACGAUUUUUUCUUAAUUAACACAUUAUUAUUAUUAUGACUAUUUUGGCUUAAAUCGUAUCUUACUGGCAAAUGUUUCCCUGAUAGAACGAACUAUAUAAAAUACUUCAAUUUUUGAGAGGAAAGUUUACAAAAGAGGUACUAUAACCCAUAAGUGCCCUGCGUAACAGGCGUCAUCCAGCCUAGUACCUGUUAAAGAGCGCAGGACAGGGACGGCAACCGCGACAACUUGCAGUCUUUUCAGCUUUCAAAGAAGUGCCAAUCCACAAAGUUUUAUCCACUAAAAGGUACAAUGAGCUCUCCCAGUCAUUUUUAAAACGAAGUACCCCUACCGAAGAACUCGAAGAAGUUCACUAACAUUCAGCUCGAUGAAAACGCGCCUAAAUUUAAAAGGAGGGCGGAGAAUGGAACACGAAUGGAAUGGGCUAGUUUUAAGCGAUUUAUUACUCUUUUUGAGGUUACAUUCAAUGUUACGGUUCUGAUAUGGCAAAACAUGCUCACAAUCCAAAAAAUGUCACUCAGUUAGUGAUUUGUCCAUUGUUAACGUGCAUGCGUGUGUUUAGAGCCGGAAAAAUCUCGUCUAUGCAGAUGAGCCAUUUCAAAAACCGUCAAUGUUCUAUUUGUUUUUGUUGUUGUUGUUUUUUUUUUUCGCAGAGACAUGCACUACUCCUGAUUGGCUAUACUAUAAUAACUCGUGCUUCAAAGUGUUCACGGAAGAGGUACCCUGGUUUGACGCGCGAAAGUCUUGCACCACUAUCGGCAGUAACCUCAUCUCAAUUCACAGUACAGAAGAAAAUAAUUUUGUGCAGCAAGAGAAAUCGCUGAUUUCGAAGUCGUCUGCCUGGAUAGGACUGUUCAACUUAAACAGUACAGAUCGUAGCUAUGAAUGGGUAGAUGGUUCCAUGGUGGACUUCAGAAACUGGGGAGAUGGUGAGCCAAAUAACGAUAACAGCGGUGAAAAUUGUACCGAACUGUACCGUGUGAACGGAAAAUGGAACGACGAAUCGUGUUAUGCAAACAGGACAUAUGUUUGUGGCAAGAAAUUUAGCCCUUGA